Molecule: messenger RNA, 1327 nt
Organism: Ahaetulla prasina
Lineage: Eukaryota; Metazoa; Chordata; Lepidosauria; Squamata; Colubridae
Product: mannose-binding protein C-like
Exons: 5
Coding region: 239-1003 (254 amino acids)
Biological process (GO): positive regulation of phagocytosis; surfactant homeostasis
Cellular component (GO): rough endoplasmic reticulum; multivesicular body
Source: RefSeq, a predicted model, not a curated record
UUCUUCUGCUGCGAAUGGUUGCAACAUAGUUAGACCGAGCUGGGAUUAAAGAGCAAAUUCCACUGGAGUUCCCGCCACAGGUAAAAAAAAACAGGGUGAAGUCAGACAACAAAUAAUGUUUUUCCCCUGUUGUUUUAGAUAAUGAUUAGUGAAAGAAUCGGAUUUUGCAAAACCGCUGCCCGAGAAACACAUACACGGAGAGUUGGUUUCUUUCAGUGCUGUGUCCCAUUCUUAAGAUAUGCUGCUUUGUGCUUUCUACACCCUGGUGCUGGGAGUGUCCCUGGUGAAACCGUCAGAUCCUGAGACGUGCAGAUGUGAAGAGAAAGUCAACAUCUGCGCUGUGGUUCCUGGCAUCAAUGGACUGCCAGGUACCCCAGGGAGUAAUGGCUUACCGGGAAGAGAUGGGAAGGAAGGACCUCCAGGGCCAAAAGGAGACCCAGGAUUAAAAGGAAUACAGGGACCUCCGGGAAAAGCUGGACCUCCUGGCUCAAAAGGGGAUCAAGGGCUGAAAGGGGAAAAAGGAGAUAGUGCAGGUAAAGAGAUUGACAUUCUUAAAACUCAGAUUCGUGAUUUACAGGCAGAGCUGAAGGUCCUGAAAGAGAGUAUAAGGAAGAAUCAGGAAGAUGUUCAAGAGGCUACUUUCCCAACCUUCACAAUAAUAGGGACCAAAAAAUUUGCAUCUAAUGGAGUGGAAGCCAAUUUUGAAACUGGCAAGGCCACCUGCUCCAUGUUUAGAGGAAAACUUGCUUCUCCGAGAAAUGCGGAAGAAAACGCUGCCCUAGCAAAACUGGCCUCAAAGCUUGGAAGACACACUUUUCUUGGGAUGACCGACCGGGAGUCAGAAGGUAAUUUUACACACCUCAACGGGGACCCCAUGCAAUACUCACGAUGGGCAGAUGGCGAACCCAAUGGAGAAGAAGAAGAUUGCAUAGAGUUGUACCUGGAUGGCCGAUGGAAUGACAUUCCUUGCAAUGCAAGUCGAUUAAUCAUCUGCGAGUUUUAAUCCAACCAUCAUUCUUUGAAUUUGACCGGCUAACAAGAACAGAUUUCCGAAGUACCAAAUGACAUUCACUUGUAACUUCAGAACAUGAGCAAAAUGACCUUAUUCACUCUGAUAUUCAAAAAACAAAAACAAAUCUAGCAAGAUUUUGCAAGGCUUUAUAAGGUUUGCUUGGGCAACGGUCGAAGAGACCGACAAGCAUCGGAAUCAUUUUGUGUAAUUUAAUUCAGCUUGUUGCACUUUGGAGGCUACUUUUAAAAAUGUGGGUUUGUGAGAAAUGCUUGUGAUAAUACAACUAAUAAAUAAUGUAUUGGCAAUUGUCAUGUU